AUGGAGGUCAAGAAGGAGGAAGUGACCUGGCAAUCUCUGCCGCGAAAGGACCAACUCGCAAUUUUGUGCUUCCUACGGUUUGCCGAGCCGGUAGUAAGCAUCUCCCUGCUCACAUAUUUGUUUUACCAGCUACAGUCUUUGGAUCCAACUCUAGAGUCCGGAGCCAUCGUCCGACAAGUCGCGUAUAUGCAAACAAGCUUUAUGCUAUCACAAUGUUUCUCAUCCAUGUUUCUGGGAAAAUUGGCCGAUUCCCCUAGAGGAGGCAGGAAACUUGUUCUUUUGGGCGGCAUAGCUGGAUCAUUCAUCGGAUGCGUCGCUUUUGGUUUUAUCACGAGCUUCAAGCAGGCGUUGGCACUGCGGAUUCUCGAGGGUUUAGUCAACGGAAAUGUAGCGACAGUAAGGACCAUGGUAUCAGAAGUCGUCGUUGAGAAAAAAUUUCAGCCCCAUGCGUUCUUGUUGCUCCCAAUCUCUUUCAACGUUGCCGCCAUGGCCAGUCCAUUGAUGGCUGGACAGCUGGCCGACCUGCCGGGUAAGUAUCCCGACAGGUUUGGUAACAAUGCAUUCCUGAAAGCAUGGCCCUAUGCACCGCCAGCGAUUCUCAGCGGAGGCAUCAUGCUUUUGGCCUUCUUCGCUGUUUUCUUCUUCUUAGAGGAAACUCUAGAACCUUUAAAAGAUAGAUACGAUCCUGGGCUUGCUGUCACCAGAAGGUUCCGCUCACUGUUAUUUGGAAACAAGAUUACAGCAGCAGCCAGGGCAGCCCGAGAAGAGGCCACGGACGAAGAAAUGUUACAUAUGAUCACGGAUGACUCGGAGCCAUCGGAGAGAUUCUCUGAAGAGCAUAAAACACCGAUGAAGGCGGUCAAGCCGGCUCCAAUGAUCCUACCAAUCAAGCGCAUGUUCACGAGAAACAUGUGUCUCAUGCUUCUUUCAUACGCGAUCCAAGAGUAUCACAUCACGACAUACAACACGCUGUGGACAAGCUUUCUAAGCGACCCGGUCGACAAAGAAAAUCAAAUUAGGCUGCCUUUCUUUUUCUCUGGGGGAGCUGGUAUGAAGCCAGAUCAAAUAAUGUGGUCUCUUUCCAUCGUCGGACUCAUGGGAUUGCCCACGCAACUAUUCAUCUAUCCUCGCAUCAGCCGUCGCUUCGGUACUUUGAAGAUGUGGAGAAAGUUCAUGCUCGGAAUGCCGCUGCUGUAUUUUAUUCUGCCUUACAUUGCAGCGAUGCCUUCCACUACACCGCCACCUGCUGGUAAAACAGGGUUCAUGGUAUGGUUUCUCAUCAUCAUAGUACAAAUCAUGAUGGUAGGGACAUCGACAUUUGUCGUACCAGCGCAACUUGUUCUAACAAACCUAUCUUCGCCGCACCCAUCUGCUCUAGCACGGACUCACAGCAGCGCCUUCUUGCUCUCUGGACUGGUGAGGUCAGCGACUUCGUCCAUAGCAGGAAUAGUGUACAGCUACGGCUCAUCACACAAUAUCACUGGCCUCGUGUGGUGGACUGCAAGUGGUGUCGCGAUCCUCGGUUGUCUGAAUAGUCGCAUCGUGCAGGAAGGAAAUGGUCACGAGAUUUGGCUGACCGGUGACACGGAUUAG
Messenger RNA from Colletotrichum orchidophilum, 1593 nucleotides. RefSeq lists its product as uncharacterized. NCBI's taxonomy places the organism in Eukaryota, Fungi, Ascomycota, Sordariomycetes, Glomerellales, Glomerellaceae. The transcript has 6 exons. The record is from RefSeq and is a predicted model, not a curated record. Bases 1 to 1593 code for a protein of 530 amino acids. Gene Ontology annotation, biological process: transmembrane transport. Gene Ontology annotation, molecular function: transmembrane transporter activity.